AUGCAGCUGCGAAAAGUGCUUCUUUUCUGUUAUUUCCUUGCGUCAUCCGCCGAGAUUGCCAAUGGUUUUUUCCUACAGGCUCGUCGAGCUCGCAAGGCUGCCAAGAAUGUUCAAGAUAUCAUUACAUCACGUCGAACCAUCAAUGAGUUUGAAGAAUCGUUACCAACAGAAUGGGAAGAUGUAAUUACCAAGGGAAUUGAGGCAGCCUGUCAGGCCCCCAAUCACAAACGGACCGAACCUUGGAGAUUCCAUCUGUUGGGCCAAGAAUCCGUUCGAAACGUUUGCGAGCUAAAUGCGAAACUUGUCGCCGAAAAGAAGGGCCAAGCAGCUGGAGAUGCCAAAUUGAAGCGAUGGUUGGCAAUGCCAGGAUGGAUGGUUGUGACAUGUCUCAAACAAGAGGGCGAUGGGCCUGUCACUAUGGAGGAUCCAAUGGGCCUGGCACGCGAAGACUACGCCGCGUGCUGCUGUGCCGUUCAAAAUUUCUGUUUGUCCCUUCACGCCCAUGGAAUGGGAACGAAGUGGACCACUGGUCCGGUCAACUUUGAUGAUGAGUUUUCCAAAGCCGUAGGUCUGUCGUCUGAUGAAUUUGUUGUUGGUACAAUUUGGUUUGGACGACCUGUCUCGCAACCGAUGGCUCCUACAAAGAAGAAAUCAAUGGAUGACAUAUUGAUUCGCCACAGCUAG
Messenger RNA from Cylindrotheca closterium, 684 nucleotides. The record is from the annotation of a GenBank genome assembly. NCBI's taxonomy places the organism in Eukaryota, Bacillariophyta, Bacillariophyceae, Bacillariales, Bacillariaceae.